Molecule: messenger RNA, 1710 nt
Organism: Pistacia vera
Lineage: Eukaryota; Viridiplantae; Streptophyta; Magnoliopsida; Sapindales; Anacardiaceae
Product: disease resistance protein RGA2-like
Exons: 1
Coding region: 1-1710 (569 amino acids)
Source: RefSeq, a predicted model, not a curated record
AUGGCUAAUGGUUAUCUCAACCAAGAAGGAAAUAAUGUUAUGGAGAUAGUUGGUAAAGAGUACUUUGACUACUUAGCAUCACGCUCAUUCUUCCAAGAGUUUAAAAAAGACGAUCACAAUAAUAUCGUUAGAUGUAAGAUGCAUGAUUUAGUACAUGAAUUUGCUCAAUUCUUGACUAAGAAUGAAUGUCUCCACAUAGAAAUCAAUGGUCUUAAAGAGCCAAUCAUAAACCCUUCUUAUCAUGAGCAAGUUUGUCAUUUGAUGAUAACACUUGAUGAAGGGACUUCAUUUCCUGAUUUUAUUUGUAGUCUAAAAAAGAUGCGUAGUUUCAUACAUAAUUAUCAAGAUUCCAAGACUUCAAUGCCUAGUAAUAUCUUACCAAAAUUAUUUGGUGAUUUAACAUCUUUAAAGACAUUAAGUAUUGGUAGAAAUGAUAUUGACAACAUUCCGAAGGAGAUAGGAAAAUUGAUACAUUUGAGAUAUCUUGAUUUGAAAUAUCUGAGAAUGAGAGAACUUCCUGAAGAAUUAUGUGAAUUAUAUAAUUUGCAAACUUUAAACGUUAGUCAAUGUGGAGAACUGGAAGAAUUACCUCAAGGGAUUGGAAAAUUAAUAAAUCUAAGGCAUCUAGAAAAUUAUGAGACUAGGUUAUUAAGAUACAUGCCAAUAGGAAUUCAAAGAUUGACUAAUCUCCGAACCUUAAGGAUUUUCAUUGUUGGUAAUGAUAAUAAAGCAUGCAGCCUUGAAGGUUUGAAUUACCUUAACCUAUAUGGAAAUUUGCGCAUAGAGAAGUUGGGAAAUGUAUCAAAUGUGGAUAAGGCUAGAAGAUUAGAGCUCAAGAAUCAGAAAAAUCUCCUUCAUUUGUUUUUGGAUUUCACAAAAGAUGAAGGAGAGAGGACGAAUGAGGAUGAUGAAGCACUUCUUGAAAUCUUACAACCACCUUUAAAUUUGGAGAAGUUAGUGCUAGAAAAUUACAGAGGCAAUGCUAUUUUGUCUAACUGGAUGAUGUCCUUAACCAACCUCAGGGACUUACAACUCGAUGAAUGCAGCAACUGCAAGAAUUUGCCUCCCUUGGGAAAAUUGUCAUCCCUUGAAUCUUUAGAGAUAAAUUGGAUGGAGAGUCUGAAGACAAUGAGUAAUGAAUUUUUGGGAAUAGAAAGUGAUGACACAUCUUCAUCAUUUAUCUUUUUUCCCAAAUUGAAAAUGCUUGAGUUUUUUGAUAUGAAGGAAUGGGAAGAGUGGGAUUAUGAGAUUACAAGAAAGGGAGAAGAAGAAGAAGAAGAUAAUAUUACAAUCAUGCCGUCUCUGGUUUCCUUGGAAAUUAGUUAUUGCCCCAAGUUGAAGGCAUUGCCAAACUACCUUGUUAAGAACCUUAGGGACUUAACACUUCCUGAAUGCAUAAACUGGAAGCAUUUGCCUCCCUUGGGAAAAUUGUCAUCCCUUGAAUCUUUGAAUAUAAGGUUUAUGAGCAGUUUGAAAAAAAUGAGUAAUGAAUUUUUGGGAAUAGAAAGUGAUGGCACAUCUUCAUUAUUUAUUUUCUUCCCCAAAUUGAAAAUGCUUGAGUUUCAUUUUAUGGAGGAAUGGGAAGAGUGGGAUUAUGAGAUUACAAAAACGGGAGCAGAAGAAGAUGAUAUUACAAUCAUGCCAUCUUUGGUUUCCUUGGAAAUUCAUAGCUGCCUCAAAUUGAAGGCACUACCAAACCACCUUGUUUAG